AUGUCGAACUCGAAGCUCUUUCAACCAAUUACCGUGGGAAACGCGAAACUUGAGCAUAGAGUUGUACUUGCACCGCUCUCUCGCUUCCGUUGGACCCAGCGAGAACAUUUACCUGUCUUCCCUAUCGUCAAUACAUACUAUGAGCAGCGUUCCCGCCGACCUGGUACCCUCUUGAUCACGGAGGCAACACCUGUUGCACGUCACGCUGGAGGAUAUUAUAACGUCCCUGGGAUAUGGAACCAGGAUCAGAUCAACGGUUGGAAAUCGAUAUGGGCUCAUGGACGCGCGGCGGACCCCAAGGUGUUGGCGGAAGAUGGUUUUGACUUCGUAGCGCCCUCUCCCAUUCCCAUCACCGGACGCGCUACUCCAAGAGAGCUGACCAUACAAGAGAUAGAGAAAUACCCGGGACUCUUUGCGAAAGCUGCGAAGAAUGCCGUUGAGGCUGGCUUUGAUGGCGUAGAGAUUCACAACGCCAACGGGUACCUUCUCGACCAAUUUGUCCAGGACGUCAGUAAUCAUCGUACGGACAAGUAUGGAGGAAAUAUAGAAAAUAGAAACAGACUUUCUCUUAUGGUUGUCGACGCUGUCGUCGAUGCUAUUGGUCCUGAAAAGGUUGGAAUUCGCAUAAGCCCUUGGAUGGUUUACCAAAACAUGCAUAUGAUAGAUCCGGUGCCCCAAUUCACGCAUCUGGUUGAAUCUAUCGUCAAUAAACAUCCGGAUAUGGCUUACCUCCAUGUUGUGGAACCAGACAAAGGGGCACCUGAGACGGAAUCCAAUGACUUUCUACGCGAUAUUUGGGCUCCACGACCAUUUAUAAGCUGUGGAGACUACACCCGCGAGACGGCUAUCAAACGUGCAGACGAGACAGGAAAUUUGAUUGCCUUUGGAAGGUACUUUAUCUCAAAUCCCGAUCUUCCCACUAGGAUUGAACAUAACAUACCUUUUAACGAAUAUGAUCGUAAGACCUUUUAUGGACCGAAAGGACACCUCCUCGGAGCGGAAGCGGGAUACAUAGAUUACCCAUUCGCAGACGAGAAGCAUGAGAAAAAGAGGGGAAAUAAUACGGGAGAAGAUUGGGAUGUCAUUUAUAGAGCGUAA
Molecule: messenger RNA, 1098 nt
Organism: Psilocybe cubensis
Lineage: Eukaryota; Fungi; Basidiomycota; Agaricomycetes; Agaricales; Agrocybaceae
Exons: 4
Coding region: 1-1098 (365 amino acids)
Molecular function (GO): FMN binding; NADPH dehydrogenase activity
Source: RefSeq, a predicted model, not a curated record